Molecule: messenger RNA, 483 nt
Organism: Triticum turgidum subsp. durum (durum wheat)
Lineage: Eukaryota; Viridiplantae; Streptophyta; Magnoliopsida; Poales; Poaceae
Source: the annotation of a GenBank genome assembly
AUGGCCCUCCCAAGAGAGAAGCAGGCGUCGGCGCUGUGCAGGCCGUCCAUGGCGAUGGAGACGCCCGGGCAGGAAGGGCUCAAUCCGGAUGAACCAGCCCGCACCAAGCCCGGCCGCCUCAACAGGAGCUCGUCUCUCUGCCUGCCUGUGGCUCACCGGAGCCGCCAUCGCCGGCGACCGCCUCCCUCACCUUGUGCCCCUUCUUCUUCGCCUUUCUUCCUCUCUUCCCCGAGGAGCGGGGAGCCGGUGAAUCCGUCGGUCAGGAGCUGGGCGGCGCGCCGGCGCCCUCCAUCAUCGCGGCCGUUUGGGAAGGACGCGGUCCUGGUCGAUGCGGUGUGUGGCGGGCGACGCAGGGCAGGAGGUGGCGGCGGGAUGAAUGUACAUGCGAUGGGGCACCGGCAAACAGAGGCGGGCGGCAGAGGUGCUGCAGGAGCGGUGCUCGACCGCGAGGUGAGGAGGAGGAGCAGAGGAAGGGAAGGCUGA